UGGGGCAGCCCAGAGCCUCUCUCUCUCUCUCUCUCUCUUUGCUGGGGCUCCUUCCUCCUGAUGCUAUUUCCAGCAUCUGCAGGACUUUGGGUUUUGUUUACACUUGUGCGGUGUUGGAGACGUUUUGCAACGCGUCUUGUUGUGCUGAGGUUUAAAGGCCUUUCCCGCUGGACGUUAAACCGUGUCAGAUUUCGGCACUGUUAAGCGCUCUCGAGACCCUACACUGCGCGGAGGAAGCUAUAUAAGUGCAAGUUGUUGUUGUUGUUGUUGACCUUCUGCUCGGAAUCUUUGGUCGAGGCGUCUUCUUAAAGAGAAACGGCCUUUAAAGACUAGGUGGAAUUUUGGCGUCUCUAGGCCCCUGUUUCCACGUAGUCCGACGCGGAGGCCAGCCUGGAUGUGGAGAGACAGUGAGGCUCGUCUGAGGAGCAGCAGAUGGUUGUUGGAGGCUGGAAGCCUGGGGUCUCACCAGAGGCCAGUGGGAGAGGAGAGUGACUGGGAUCAAGAGCUCGACGAUGAACCAGAAUACAAGAAGCAGCUGUUCAGGCUCUUCGGCCCUCGGAUGGCAAACUACUUCUUCCAACCACUGCAGGCAAAUCCCCACCUUAGCCUGUGGGUGUCGAAGUUACUGGAAUGGAUGGGAGAUGGCGUAGGGGCUGAAGAACUGUGGAGAAUCAUUCGAGAAGAUUCCAAAAGCCACCUGUUGCAGAUCCACUCACCUGAUCUCCAGGCGUGUGCUUUGGGGAACUGGAGUGGGACGAAAGCCUCGGAUCCAUUGAGGUCACAGCGGCGCAGAGUGAAUGCAAUGUACACCAUCUCGCAGCUGAACCGGGCCAAAACCACCCUGAUCCUUAGCAAGAACCUGCUGCCCGAUCUGAACGACAGCCAGGGGCAAGUGGGGCCCAUGAGAUUCCUUACCCGCCGGAGUGGAGCUGGGAAAGCGAGCGGUCCAGAGGUAUUUAAAGAGGGCCCAAAUGUGGGAAAGUGACUUUCCAACAGUCUCUACACCCAAUGGGCAACGUGGCCAGGAACAAUCAAUCCAGGGUCAAGCUGGAUCUGAAUCGUACCUUCCGCAGUUGUACACAUGGAAUGGCGGCGAGGGACAUCAGACAUGCCUUGCCACGUGAAUAGAU
This is a messenger RNA of Callorhinchus milii (elephant shark), 1130 nucleotides long. RefSeq lists its product as uncharacterized. The record is from RefSeq and is a predicted model, not a curated record. The coding region runs from base 395 to 985 and encodes 196 amino acids. NCBI's taxonomy places the organism in Eukaryota, Metazoa, Chordata, Chondrichthyes, Chimaeriformes, Callorhinchidae. The transcript has 8 exons.